Pelmatolapia mariae (spotted tilapia) is the source of this 2757-nucleotide messenger RNA. Its product is annotated as zinc finger CCHC domain-containing protein 24-like. The transcript has 4 exons. Gene Ontology annotation, molecular function: zinc ion binding; nucleic acid binding. Bases 235 to 921 code for a protein of 228 amino acids. The record is from RefSeq and is a predicted model, not a curated record. NCBI's taxonomy places the organism in Eukaryota, Metazoa, Chordata, Actinopteri, Cichliformes, Cichlidae.
UCCUCCAGCUGCCAGUCAGCCUUUCCAUUUCAAACUUACACUGAGCCCCUCCCGUGACUUCUCUCCUGUUAGUGGAGUCCUCCUCCCAGGGCUUCCCCCAGGUGAACACACGCAGAGAUUACGCCCAGUCAGGUGCUGCAGGGGGAUGACUGGAAGAAGUUGGGUUGUCCAGAGAAACCGGCGGUUCUGACGGUGCUGUUUUAAGAGGAGAGGCGCAGACCUCCAGAAGACACCAUGAUGUCUGCCGUAGAGACUGGUGUGUACCAGCCCGCGCAGCUUCUCAGCUGGGUCUACAUGUCCUUACAAGACACGCCGAGUAGCGCUUUUGACGGCUUCAAAGUCGAGUCGGACUCCUCUCUUCUGGACGUGAGCACCUCCAAGCGCAGCGCAGCUGAUCUGAGCUCCAACUAUCUCAACAACUUCUUCCAUCUGAGCAGUGAGAGCUUGAACAAUAAUUUCUACAAGAGGACUUCACCUUAUGGAUCUCUCAACAAUAUUGUGGAUGGCCUGAGCUCACUGGCAGACCAUUUCUCAGACCUUUCCCUGUCUCCUGAGACACGGAAACCCAGCAAAAGGCCGCCACCCAACUACCUAUGCCACCUUUGUUUCAACAAAGGACACUACAUCAAAGACUGCCCUCAGGCUCGACCCAAAGGCGAGGGCCUGACCCCUUAUCAGGGAAAAAAGAGGUGUUUUGGAGAGUAUAAAUGUCCAAAAUGCAAGAGGAAGUGGAUGAGCGGGAACUCCUGGGCCAACAUGGGACAAGAAUGUAUCAAGUGCCACAUCAACGUUUACCCUCACAAGCAGAGACCUCUGGAGAAGCCGGAUGGGUUGGAUGUGUCUGACCAGAGUAAAGAGCAUCCGCAACACCUGUGUGAAAAAUGCAAAGUCCUUGGCUACUACUGCCGCCGAGUGCAAUAACACAUUCAGUUUGCCUAACACACUGCUCCAAAGCUUCAUGAAACACACAUAGCUACGACAGCUAUAUUUUAGUUACUAAAGCUACAACAUCUAUAGUGCAGUAAUGCAUCUCACGCUUUCAUGAAAUACCCUCGGACUCUGGUUUCAGUAGUAUCAGUGGAGAUGAGUACUUUGUGUUUGCUGGGUUCUUGUAAGCUACUCGGUUUUCAUUAUGUGAAUAUUCAUUUGAAGUCUGAACUUUGAGCCAACUGUGAAUUAAGAAACUUCACUUUCUUCACUUGUGAGCAACUUCUUGGAACAGCUUUCAUAUAGAGGUUCUUUUACAUGUGUGUAUAUUUCAGAAAUAACUUACAAUGUUUUUGUAUAAAAUAUGCAAGUCUUUGCCAAGAUGGUUAUGCAGUAAUAAUGUAUAUCUGCCUUGUCCUCUGUAUUAUUAGUAUUGGUGGGUACAUCAUUUUUCUAAUAUAUGUUUUAAGCCAUACUAUUUUGUUGAAUAUUACUCUUUGUGAAGGAAUAUAUUAGUCAACUAACAUUAAGUUCUUUUAUACUACGUGCUACAGUUUAUGGUGAAAACACUCGUCAGGUAGUUUGUCGGUCCAAAGUUUUAAAUAAAUAUGAAGUGUAGAAACUUUUCUAAUAGUAAUUUACAGCAACUGUAUUUUGGCACCCAGUGCUAAAAGACUCGCCAAAGUGCUUAUGGUCAUAAUGUAGUAUAUAACAUGUGACAGUAAAAAAAAAAGUGAAUGUAACAAACAGUGAUAGAGGUUUAAGUGAAGGGUUGCAUGUGAGUGGUGCUUUUCAGGGUAUUUUUCACUGGACUUGCUAAUAAAUGAGUAUGGAACAGAAAUACCCUUUAACUUGUAAACUGUGUUAAAUUUAAUGUGCCUUCAUUUGUAUAACCCAUGAGAUAGAUGCUUCUCUAUUGAAAUAUUUGCAUUAAAAUUUAUUUAAACGUGAUCGGUUUCUGAUCUCAUCUCUACAUCUCAAGUAAGGAUGUAAGCACAUAUCAUGAGGGGGGACUACAGAGAAUAACUUAAUGAGAUAUGGCUUCAGUAUCAUCAAAUACAAUCGCAGGUAAUCUUAUAAUUAAAAAAAUAAAAUCAUCUGCCUCCAUCCAUCCUUUGCAUCCUCUUUUGUCACACCAAGCCUGUGUGUUCUUCCUCUUUUCCUCCUGCCUAACAACUCCACAUUUCCACACUCUGUGAACAUCAGUCCACCGAAACUCAUGUCUGACAUCUGUCAGGCUGUCCAUCACCACUAUAUACAAGAGAUCAAUGUAGUUUAAAGUGAAGGUAAUCCUAACUUCACGUUAAACUCAUCUGUCAUUCCUAUCACAGCUCACUCAUUUUGUUGCCCACAUACACUUUCUGCCACUGUUUAUUUCUUCAUACAAUACCAUAGCUCCUCUCUUUGUACCUCAUUGUAUUUUUUCUACAUAUACAAAUACAGAUUGUACCUGUUUCUGAACUUCUCAGGAUAGUUCAGAAAGAAUAUUUUUCCAACAUCUCCAAUAAAAGGUAGGCACUACUGCUACAAAUAGUUUUAUUUCAGCCAGUUUGCUGAUGUGCAAAAUUUUAUUUUUAAGGAAUUUUUUUUAUUUUUUGACAUCUUUGCUAAAAACCACAUGUUUAGAAAAGGGUUUUGUUUUUACAAAAUGAAUGCCCCUUUUCGCGAAAUUAGUUCAAGUUUAUAUUGCUAAAUUCACAGAGCUUUGUCACAUAUUAGGAUCAUUCAUUAUUUUUGAUGCAUCAAGUUCACAUUUAAAGCAAACACAUGUGUGUUGGCCAUUACCUGAAGUAAUACAGCAUUUAAGCACAAAAACCUAAACAAAAAAUG